Glycine soja is the source of this 825-nucleotide messenger RNA. Its product is annotated as outer envelope pore protein 16-2, chloroplastic-like. The transcript has 7 exons. NCBI's taxonomy places the organism in Eukaryota, Viridiplantae, Streptophyta, Magnoliopsida, Fabales, Fabaceae. Gene Ontology annotation, molecular function: amino acid transmembrane transporter activity. The record is from RefSeq and is a predicted model, not a curated record. The coding region runs from base 79 to 624 and encodes 181 amino acids. Gene Ontology annotation, cellular component: chloroplast outer membrane.
UUGCUAUUAUUACCAACACCUCGCUUCCUUUUUCUUCUCUUCGAAGUGAAUCAAUAGUAGUAAUUUUAGUUAAUUAAGAUGAACCUGAACACGAGCAGUAACUUGGAGACUCGGUCACUGCUUGAUGAGCUUUGUAACUUCCACAAGAAGGGACUCUUCGACCUUGGACAUCCUCUUCUUAAUCGCAUCCUUGAGACCUUCGUCAAAGCUGCUGGAAUUGGAGCAGUUCAAGCUGUGUCCCGUGAGGCUUAUUUCACAGCCAUUGAAGGUACCGGGACUGACAAUAGUGGAGGUUUGCCACCAGAAAUUUCAAGCGCCAAGAAAAAUCGUUUGCCAAGUCUUAAAGGAGAGACCAAUAACAAAUCUCUUGAGGCCAUGGUGAAGAACACGGGCAAAGAGUCCUUACAAUGGGGAGUGGCAGCAGGAUUGUAUGCAGGUCUCACAUAUGGACUAAAGGAAGCUCGUGGAGCUCAUGACUGGAAAAACAGUGCAGUUGCAGGAGCAAUCACUGGGGCAACCCUUGCACUCACAUUGGAAGAUUCCACUCAUGAACAGAUUGUGCAAUGUGCUAUCACUGGAGCUGCUAUCUCCACUGCUGCAAAUCUUCUCACUGGAAUUUUCUAAAUGGAUGCCCUGUUCUUAUUGGCUUUAGUUAUAAAUGGAUGCCCUCUUCUGAACUGUGACAGUUAUUUAUAGAUAUUUAAGAUGGACUUGCAAGUAUUUCCUUUUGAAUUUUUAGUCAUCAGUGAUUAGUUUCUUGUCAAAGGAUUUCGAGUUCUUGUUUUCUUAUUUUUGCUUAUGUAUACCUCUUCUUCUCCUUAAUAA